AGUAAUGCGCUUGAAUGAUUUAUUAAACAUUGUCUAGGGUUCUGAAAAGAUUAAGACUCGGUGAGACCGGACUCUCUUUCUUUUGUCGGUUAACAGUCAGAAGCGAUGAAACCAAUGAGGAAAUCAACAUAAACUUAAGGUCUUAAAUGCUCGGAAAAUAUCUUUAUCCUUCAGUUGCUCAAAUGAAAGCGUAAAGAGCAAUAUAAUCCUUAUAAAUUUGAACCGCAACGCAGAUAAGCAUCAGUGAACUGAGAAGAAGAACUGCUAACGACAGGGUUAGGUUUUUUCUGUUGGAGCGUACUCAUUUACGAGCUCAAAGGAGGCUUAUCCUGUUGAAAAGACAUGACUGGCACUCCUUACAGACAAGAAAGAAAGCAAAACGCUGCAAAAGAAAAUUCACAAGAGACUAGGAAUGGUGUUGCAGAGGAAGAAAUCAUUUCGCCAGGAAUCAGAGUUGGUAUAUCAUAAUGAAAAACACCUUCUGUCCCAUUCUGAACUACCAGACUGGCUUCGCGGAAAUGAAUUUUUAUCCAGUUUCCACAGACCACCUAUGCCAUGUUUUAGAUAUUGCUUUAAGAGUAUCUUUAAACUUCACAGUGAAACGGGUAACAUUUGGAGUCAUUUGAUUGGUUUUAUUGUGUUUGUGUGUAUUACAUCGUACAUGCUUGUGCGACCCGUCACUGUUGCUAAUCCAUUCCCUGGAGACUGGCGAGAGAAACUUGUCUUUAGCUGCUUCUUUGUCGGCGCAAUCUUGUGUUUGGGAGUUUCGUGGAUUUUUCACACUGUUUACUGCCAUUCAAAGACGGUCUCCAAGAUAUUUCGAAGGCUCGAUUACGCAGGGAUAGCAAUAUUCAUCAUGGGAUCAUUUAUACCUCCGUUAUAUUAUGGAUUCUACUGUUCAAGAGUUUUGAAGAUUGUAUACAUGUCAAUGAACUGUUCUCUUGGUGUCAUCUGCAUCAUUGUUUCCUUGUGGGAAAAAUUCAGCGCGCCCCAUUACCGACUAUUGAGGGCAGGUAUUAUGCUUUCAUUUGGCUACUGUGGAUUUAUUCCUGUAAUACAUCUCAUAUGUUUGUAUGGAAUAACUUUGGCGUACCGGCAAGCUGCGGGCGGCUGGGUCGCUCUGAUGUGUCUACUUUACACUGCAAGUGCCGUUACCUAUGCAGCUCGAAUUCCUGAGAGAUUUUUUCCCGGCAAGUGUGACAUCUGGUUUCAGAGCCACCAGAUCUUCCAUUUGCUUGUCCUGGCCGCAGCGUUUGUUCAUUUGUACGGAAUUUGUCAGAUGGCACAGUACAGAUUUGAAAAGGGACCUUCGUGCGAAAGUUGAACUUUGUCAGAAUCAUUCUUUCAAUUCAGAAACGCAUAUAUCUUGUAAUGUGAGGAAGAAGAAAUGUCGAGAACACGUACAAGUGGUAGGGUGCCUUGUUGUUCAGAAGAGGAGGUCUGGGUCAUUGUCGUAGAACGUCGCUUACAGGUCUCUCCAAAUUAAACCGUCUUCACGCAUAGUGAGUCCAAAUACAUUUUUGCUCAUUUAAGAGCAAAUCAAUGGAAGAGCGUUUGAGUAAAAAGUUCCAGUAACUAUUGACAUCAGGGAAGAAACUGCAGUUUGAAGUGAUACGUGCGAAGGAACAGCUUGAAUAGAGAGUCGAGUUAAAUUUUUGCGUCACAGUACUACUAGAAUUACGACUAGAUGUUAAUAUAGUGUGAAGAGGAUACAAAGGCGAUUUUGGAUAACGCCACUACGGAGGCGUUAGCCUUGCGCAUUCUCAUGCGCAGGAUGCUGAAGACUUUCGCCCUUGUAUAUAUCUUCUUUCCCAAUUGCUGGAUUUGUCUGCUAAAUGAUUUUACAAAUCGCCUAUGUUACGUGGGGUAACAUGUCGAAGUUGCUCUGGCUAUUUAUAGAGUAUUAUUCAUUCCCUUUUUUGACGAUUUCGGACAAUUUCUCGUUGAAUUCUUAUGAUAUAAUAAUCAAGAGAAGCUUUAUUUGAGCGAGUCUGUAGAUCCAUAGUAACGUUUUUAGAUUUCAACUGGUCACUGUGGAAGUGGAACACAUAUGAAGUAUGUUUAUUUGAUAUUAAUUUUAUUGAAUCUGUUUAAAUUGUUAUUUAGAAGAUCGAGAAGAAUGUCUUUCUUCACAUUUAGUUUACUUUUUAUCCACCUUUACGCAGAAACCGGAACAAGAGAAUGACAAGUUAAGUGUAUAACUCACGGUAAAUAAAGGACAGCGGAGCCGAAGCGAUGGGGCUCCGACUUUAAUCUCCCCUCGUAUAACAUGCAAAAAUGUGGUAAAUUUUCGGAGAAAACUACCCCCAUACCUCUAGGCUACGUCCACCUCUACCAGUUCUAGACUUUCUGCAGAUUAGAAAUCAAAAUUUUUUGUUUUGUUGUCCGUGUAUGUACAACGUUGUGGUAGAAAUGCAAUGUUUUAGCUGCAGUGCAUUGGUUUCUUGCCCAUGGGCGCAAAAUCUAUCCGUUUUGAUACAUUUCAUUCUGGACAGAUGUUAGGUGUGCGUAGUUUGGCCCUCUAAGAACUACUUAUUAAUUGCUUGAUUUCUUUUGAUAACU
This is a messenger RNA of Stylophora pistillata, 2562 nucleotides long. Its product is annotated as adiponectin receptor protein 2-like. Gene Ontology annotation, biological process: adiponectin-activated signaling pathway. NCBI's taxonomy places the organism in Eukaryota, Metazoa, Cnidaria, Anthozoa, Scleractinia, Pocilloporidae. Gene Ontology annotation, cellular component: plasma membrane. Gene Ontology annotation, molecular function: signaling receptor activity. The record is from RefSeq and is a predicted model, not a curated record.